This is a messenger RNA of Miscanthus lutarioriparius, 579 nucleotides long. The record is from the annotation of a GenBank genome assembly. NCBI's taxonomy places the organism in Eukaryota, Viridiplantae, Streptophyta, Magnoliopsida, Poales, Poaceae.
AUGCGGGUGGUGCACUGGUGGGUGGCGGGGGCGUGGACCAGGUGUCCAGGUGGUCACAACGAACCCAACCGCUGCCCAUGUGCUGUCAUAGCAGGUGGACAACCGCCGUACAGGCAUCGCCAUCGCACAGACUCUCACUACCACCGUACCACUAGAUCUGAAGACGCGCACGCAGACGGGGCGGCUGGCCCACCACCACCACCUCCUCAGUGGUGGUGGCAGAGGAAGGCGGCGAGCAGCGCCGCGAGGAAGCAGACGAAGAUCGGCGCCGAGAGGGCGCCCGAGCCGGAGGUCGGGGCCGGGGCCGGCGCCUCGGCGGCGGAGGCGGCGGUGGCCAGCGCGGCCACGGCCACGAAGGCGGCGAUCACGGCGGCGGAGACGCGGGCCAUCGAAUCGAUGCGGACGGACGGACGACGAGGUGGCGGCGGCGCCGGAGCGGGAGCUGCUAGGGUUCUGCUGGGAGGCGGCGUGAGGAGGAAUGGGGGCUGGCGGAGGCCAUGGGGUCGAAUUUAUAGGAGGGGAGGUUUGGUAGUUCACAGCCUGGCCUGGACUGUCGUACAGGGCGGUUACGAUUAUUGA